UGAACCAGGAGUGUGUGUGUGUGUGUGUGUCUGUGUGCGAGCUGAGAAAAGUCUGCCCAGUCAGUCUCUGGCUGCCGGUGCGAGCUGUUACCAUCACUGCAGUCUUUUCUAUCCUCUUAUUCCUUUGAGAGUCAUUCCAGAUUGGGUCCACCUGUUUUUUUUAAGGACACAUAAUGAUUCAGUUGUCAGUGGGGUUUGGAAUUUGGAGUCAAAGUAUGUACGUGUCUUUUGAUUCCUUUUCUUUUUAACUCUUUGAGUCACUUGCAUCCAUCUCGUGUGUUUUAGAAGCAACACUGCUGCCCGUGAGGAUUUGUGAGAUGAGAUGGUGACCAGUUCCAGCUGAUAGACAAAUAAACCAACCAACCGUGUCAGUAAGGAUGUGUAAUUACUACACCUCACAUUUGCACCUGCUGUUGUUUGCGGUUUUGUGGAGCCUCAGCUUCCCAAGUCUGCUCUCCGCCUGGCCGGGCCCCGGUCGCAGCGAGCCAAAGGAUCAGCUGGACCCUAAUGUUCGGGACUGGGGGGACUAUUCGGACCUCCCUCCGGGGAUCGAGCAGGGACAGAGGUUGGAUGAAGAAGUACAACACGCAGGCAACAGAGUUGCAGGAGAAUCAACAUCAAGCCUGGCUCCUGAGCUGGAUUUCCUGGCUGAAUUUGCAGGUAAAAAGCGACUGUGGGUGAUAACAGCCCCAUCGCACAAUGACCACUAUCUGCAUAUGAUGGAGAAACAGCUGGAAGAGAUGGAGCAGAAAGUGCUGAACUGUCGUCUAGCAGAAAGAGACACCUUCAUCAUCACCAUCAUCCAGAACGCCAUGAUGGAAGGUCGGAUACAGAAAACAACUUUCCCGGGAGAAGCCAUGGUCGAGAGCCUCGACCCGGACACAGUUACCAGGCUGCUGCACUACCUAGACCUCAACAACCAGGAGCAAGGCUUCACCAUGCUGGUUCUGAAGAAGAAUCUGUACGUCAGUGAGCGGUUCCCCUAUCCGGUCCGAGUUGAGGCGAUUCUGGAGCUCAUCGAUCAGUUCCCCAUGAGGAAGCUGGAGAAGAUGACCAGAAAAGGAGCCAACAUAAGGUGUAGCCCUGUUAAAAAGAAGGUUGUGGUGAAAAGGAAAAAGAUAAAGAGGAAGAUGGUGCUGAGCUCUCAGAGGCAGGGAAAUAGGACUUCUGUGGGGGCGCUACCAAGAAAACCUCUGGACAAAAAAGCCGCUCUGAGGAGUAAGAUCCAGGAAAUACUAAGCGGACGGUCGAGGUUUGUUAUCCGUAAGGUCCCUGCUGCGGGGUCCACGAGGGGAAAGGCAUCGAACAGCGGUGGUCGAGCCGCUGCCAACGGACUGGAAAAAGAGAAAGAGCACAGUUCUCCCUCUGUGUCAAAGAGCAACGAAGAAGUAAAGAAGCCCAGGGCCGAGUCCACCGUGGAAGAAGAUAAGAAAACACAUGGAGGGAGAAACAGUGAGGACAAAAGAGAGCAAAACGUAAAGGACGAUUCACAGGAAAAACCUGGCUCAAAGAAGAAGGGAAAAGGAAAGAAAGGAAAGAAAGGGAAAGGAAGAGGGAAGAAGUCCAACAGAGAAGCCAGUGAUGAGGAUAAAGCGGCCUUGAAGGACCUUUUGGAAAGUUUAAAGGGAAACAGAAGGUUGAUGCUGAUCUCAACGCCCAGCAGAGACGCGACGCUUUACAUCCAGCAGAAAGAGGAGAAUGAGAAGAGUCACUGUGGCCUCGCCAUCAGGAAGAUCACCGUUGCAACCAUUGUGGAAGGCAGUGACGCCACACUCACGCUGCAGCACUACCAGCUUGAAUCAGAGCCUCCACUCAGUGACGUGUCAGACCAGCUCUUUGGUUCAGGCCUGAUCUCCCUGUUGAGAGCUGAGCUCCACCUGUCAUCCGCUGACCUCUUCUCCAUGACCGUCACAGACUACGACAUGAGGCCUGAUAGAGUUUUUGAAGCUCCCCCAUCGAGCCCUGCUCUGUUCGAGUACAUCGAUAACUUCCCCUCAAGGCGCCCAGAGAAAGAAAAAGAGAGGAAGAGCCCCACAGUCUGCACCAAAGACAAAGAGCCUGGAGCAGAGAACUCCCUGCUCAGGUUCAUGUCUAAGAGGAGACUGCUGCUCAUCUCUGCUCCCUCUGAGGACGACUACUCCUUCCAACAGCAGCUCACUGCUCUCAACGGACAGAAGUGUCACCUGGGUAUUCGCCACUUUGCCAUGUUAAAGUUGACUGGGACUGGAAACAAAGCGUCAGGAACUGUUGAGUUAUUUCCACUUAAUGGUCAUAGUCAGAGUGAGGUCGAGCCGUUAUCCCGCGACAUGGUCAACAACAUGAGAGAGCAGCUGAAGAUCAGCAAGGACUACUUCAGCAUGCUGAUUGUGGGGAAGGACGGUGACGUCAAGGCGUGGUUCCCAUCCCCCAUGUGGUCCCUGGAUAGCGUUUACGACCUGGUGGACUCCAUGGAGCUUCGCCUCCAGGAGGAAAAGCUGCAGAAGCGACUUGGGAUCCACUGCCCUGAGGACAGAGGGACAGGAGGCAGUGAGGCGGGACACUAUCACGGCUAUGGUGACGAGGAGAUGUACUCAUAUCACCGGUCGGAAAAAUGAUGGGAAAAAGGAAAAAGGAGGAGGCAGUGGCUUGAGGAUCUUAACUCUUGAGAUGAGACGGACAGUACAUGAACACAAGGAUUUUAUACAUGAGCAAACUUAUAAAAAAAUGGCCUCAAAAACUCGUGACUGAAAGGAUUUGAUGUAUUAUAUGUUUUUUAUGUAAUAAAAUUGCGAAGUGGAGAAAACUGAAAA
This is a messenger RNA of Hippoglossus stenolepis (Pacific halibut), 2789 nucleotides long. It is a transcript of the gene ccdc80l2, whose product is annotated as coiled-coil domain containing 80 like 2. NCBI's taxonomy places the organism in Eukaryota, Metazoa, Chordata, Actinopteri, Pleuronectiformes, Pleuronectidae. The record is from RefSeq and is a predicted model, not a curated record. The transcript has 12 exons. The coding region runs from base 378 to 2594 and encodes 738 amino acids.